UUUUUAUAUUAUUUAUUCCCCUUUAAAAAAUUAAAGAAAAUGGCUGCUCAUGUCCAACCUUCAAGUGAUAAACAACACAAACUUUAUCAGCUUGUUGAUAUGCAUGGAGGAGGGGAACUAAUAAAAUGGAUGCGUUAUGCAAGAAAAGGGGGAGAUUAUGCUAUUGUUGAUGGUUAUUUUGAAACAACAAUAAAACAAGCAAUGUAUCAGGCGGGAAAAGGAAAAUUACAAUCUGUGGCUGAAUUAGUUAAAUCAAGAAAUAAGGAAAGAAAUGAACAUUUGGGAGCUUUUUCAAGGAAGAAGGGAAAAGGAAAGAGCGGCCCGAAUAUUCUUGAUGAUUUUAAUCAAGACCAAGAAAAUCAGGGAGAUUUAAAAAAGGCCCUUAAACUGUUAGAUGGAGGCAAAGGUGGAAAAGGAGAUGCAAAAUAUCGUGAAAUUGUUUGGAAAAUAGAAGAGAGAGGGUCUAUGGGAGAAAAUUUAGUUGGUUGUUGUUUAAUGCAAGGAGGGCCAAUACAUACAGAAUUAGCUAUUAGAUUACUUAAUCAAUUCCCUAAAUUAGUUAAUGAUGUUAUGCUUUCUGAAGAUUAUUAUGGUUUAUCUCCAUUACAUCAAGCUAUUGUUAAUGAAGACCCUUCUCUUUGUAAUUAUUUACUUCAACACGGGGCUGAUGUUAAUCAAAGGUGUUAUGGAGCUUUUUUCUGUCCAGAUGAUCAAAAAGGAAGUAGAACAGAUUCUUUAGAACAUGAAUAUGUUGAAUUAAGUUUAAAGACUGAUUAUGGAGGUCGAAUGUAUUUUGGUGAAUAUCCCCUUGCUUUUGCUGCUUGUACCAAUCAAUUUGACUGUUAUCGUUUACUUAGAGCUAAAAAAGCUGAUCCUAAUUCUCAAGAUACAAAUGGAAAUGGUACAACCUGUUUACACAUGACUGUUAUCCAUGAAAAUAUGGAAAUGCUUAAGUUAGUAUACGAUACAGGUGGUCGUCUACAAUUGUUAAAUAAACAAAAUUUAACUCCACUAACGUUAGCAGCAAAAUUAGCUAAAAAGAAAAUGUUUCAACAAAUUUUACAAUUAGAAAGUGAAUAUCUUUGGGAUUAUGGACAAGCUUCUUCAAUUGCUUAUCCACUUGCAAAAAUAGAUACAAUUAAUGAAGAAAAUGGAAAUUUAAAUGAAAAUUCUGCUUUAUAUUUAGUUGUUUAUGGGGAAAGUGAGGCACAUUUAGAAAUGCUUGAUGGACUUUUAGAAGAUUUAUUAGAUGCAAAAUGGGAGGCUUUUGCUAAAAGAAGGUGA
Molecule: messenger RNA, 1284 nt
Organism: Meloidogyne enterolobii
Lineage: Eukaryota; Metazoa; Nematoda; Chromadorea; Rhabditida; Meloidogynidae
Source: the annotation of a GenBank genome assembly